GCGGCGCGGCUGGCGCUGCGCUCCGCCCCGGCUGCAUUGCUGCGCUCCCGGUGCCCAAGGGAGCCACGCGCCGCGUGCACCCCACAGCCGGCCGACCCGAGGCAGUGCAGUCCGCUGGCAUGGGCCCCGGGGGCGCCCCGAGGUGGGGCUCUGGGCUGAGGCGCUGAAAGCCUCCCUCCCGCCCGCGGGGCCCCGCGCCCAGCUCGCCCGCCCGCCCGCCCGCGGCCAUGGCCGUCUGGCCCGGCCUGUGGCCAGCACUCUUGGGCAUAGUCCUCGCCGCCUGGCUCCGCGGCUCGGGUGCCCAGCAGAGUGCCACAGUGGCCAACCCAGUGCCUGGUGCCAACCCAGACCUACUUCCCCACUUCCUGGUGGAACCUGAGGAUGUGUACAUCGUCAAGAACAAGCCAGUCCUGCUGGUGUGCAAGGCUGUGCCUGCCACACAGAUCUUCUUCAAGUGCAAUGGCGAGUGGGUGCGCCAGGUGGACCACGUGAUCGAGCGCAGCACAGAUGGGAGCAGCGGGCUGCCAGCCAUGGAGGUCCGCAUCAACGUUUCGAGGCAGCAGGUUGAGAAGGUGUUCGGGCUGGAGGAAUACUGGUGCCAGUGCGUGGCAUGGAGCUCCUCGGGCACCACCAAGAGUCAAAAGGCCUACAUCCGCAUUGCCUAUUUGCGCAAGAACUUUGAGCAGGAGCCACUGGCCAAGGAGGUAUCCCUGGAGCAGGGCAUUGUGCUGCCUUGCCGCCCCCCAGAGGGCAUCCCCCCAGCUGAGGUGGAGUGGCUCCGGAACGAGGACCUGGUGGACCCAUCCCUGGACCCCAACGUGUACAUCACUCGGGAACACAGUCUGGUUGUGCGGCAGGCCCGCCUGGCUGACACAGGCAACUAUACCUGUGUGGCCAAGAACAUCGUGGCCCGUCGCCGUAGUACCUCCGCUGCUGUCAUUGUCUACGUGAACGGUGGGUGGUCGACGUGGACCGAGUGGUCCGUCUGCAGUGCCACCUGUGGGCGCGGCUGGCAGAAACGGAGCCGGAGCUGCACCAACCCGGCACCUCUCAACGGGGGCGCCUUCUGUGAGGGGCAGAAUGUCCAGAAAACAGCCUGCGCCACUCUGUGCCCAGUGGAUGGCAGCUGGAGCCCAUGGAGCAAGUGGUCGGCCUGUGGGCUCGACUGCACACACUGGCGGAGCCGUGAGUGCUCUGAGCCAGCACCCCGAAAUGGGGGUGAGGAGUGCCGGGGCGCUGACCUGGACACCCGCAACUGUACCAGCGACCUCUGUGUGCACACUGCUUCUGGCCCUGAGGAUGUGGCCCUCUAUGUAGGCCUCAUUGCUGUGGCUGUGUGCCUCAUCUUGCUGCUGCUUGUCCUCAUCCUCGUUUACUGCCGCAAGAAGGAGGGGCUGGACUCGGAUGUGGCCGACUCAUCCAUUCUCACCUCAGGUUUCCAGCCUGUCAGUAUCAAGCCCAGCAAAGCAGACAAUCCCCAUCUGCUUACCAUCCAGCCAGACCUCAGCACCACCACCACCACCUACCAGGGCAGUCUGUGUCCCCGGCAAGAUGGGCCCAGCCCCAAGUUCCAGCUCACCAACGGGCACCUGCUCAGUCCUCUGGGUGGUGGUCGCCACACGCUGCACCACAGCUCGCCCACCUCUGAGGCUGAGGACUUCAUUUCCCGCCUCUCCACCCAAAACUACUUUCGCUCCCUGCCCCGUGGCACCAGCAACAUGGCCUAUGGGACUUUCAACUUCCUCGGGGGCCGGCUGAUGAUCCCAAAUACAGGAAUCAGCCUCCUCAUCCCCCCAGAUGCCAUCCCCCGAGGAAAGAUCUACGAGAUCUACCUCACACUACACAAGCCAGAGGACGUGAGGUUGCCCCUAGCUGGCUGUCAGACCCUGCUGAGUCCCAUCGUUAGCUGUGGGCCCCCUGGAGUCCUGCUCACCCGGCCAGUCAUCCUUGCCAUGGACCACUGUGGGGAGCCCAGCCCCGAAAGCUGGAGCCUGCGCCUCAAAAAACAGUCCUGUGAGGGAAGCUGGGAGGAUGUGCUGCACCUGGGUGAAGAGGUGCCCUCCCACCUCUACUACUGCCAGCUGGAGGCCAGUGCCUGCUACGUCUUCACCGAGCAGCUGGGACGCUUUGCCCUGGUGGGAGAGGCUCUCAGCGUGGCCGCCGCCAAGCGCCUCAAGCUGCUUCUAUUCGCCCCUGUGGCCUGCACCUCCCUUGAGUACAACAUCCGUGUCUACUGCCUGCAUGAUACCCAGGACGCACUCAAGGAGGUGGUGCAGCUGGAGAAGCAGCUGGGUGGACAGCUGAUCCAGGAGCCUCGUGUUCUGCACUUCAAGGACAGUUAUCACAACCUGCGCCUAUCCAUCCAUGACGUGCCCAGCUCCCUAUGGAAGAGCAAGCUUCUUGUCAGCUACCAGGAGAUCCCCUUUUAUCACAUCUGGAAUGGCACGCAACAGUACCUGCACUGCACCUUCACAUUGGAGCGCGUCAGCCCCAGCACCAGUGACCUGGCCUGCAAGGUGUGGGUGUGGCAGGUGGAGGGCGAUGGGCAGAGCUUCAACAUCAACUUCAAUAUCACCAAGGACACGAGGUUUGCUGAGCUGCUGGCUCUGGAGAGUGAAGGGGGGGUCCCAGCCCUGGUGGGCCCCAGUGCCUUCAAGAUCCCCUUCCUCAUUCGGCAGAAGAUCAUUACCAGCCUGGAUCUGCCAUGCAGCCGGGGUGCCGACUGGCGGACUCUAGCCCAGAAACUCCACCUAGACAGCCAUCUCAGCUUUUUUGCCUCCAAGCCCAGCCCCACAGCCAUGAUCCUCAACCUGUGGGAGGCACGACACUUCCCCAAUGGCAACCUCAGCCAGCUGGCGGCGGCAGUGGCUGGACUGGGCCAGCCAGAUGCUGGCCUCUUCACAGUGUCAGAGGCCGAGUGCUGAGGACAGCCAGGCCCAAAACGCCUACACUCUCACCAGCUUUGGCACCCGCCAGGGACAGGCAGAAGCCGGACAGGGGCCCUACCCCACAGGGGGAGAGCUGCUUGGACAGGCCCCAUCCUGGCCAAUGUUGUCCCUUAAUGCUGGUCCUUCAGACCCUGCCUGAACUCCAAUUCCUUCAUGGCCUGCCUUGCCAGGCAAGUACAGCCACCUGCUCACACUUGUCCCAGCCCUAGGUCCCUGGGUGGACAGUGCCUGGAGCCUGGGCCGGGCCCAGCCCAUCUGUGUGUGUAUAUGUGCGUGUGAUGCUACCUCUCCUCCUGCCCCUUGCCAGGGGCUCCGCAUACACAUGGCAUGCAUGCACAUGCUGGGCUCGGACAUGGCCCCAGAGCUCCUGCCUAAGCUGGGCCUUAUGCAAACAUUUCUGUGCCUGCUGGGGAGGGGCACAUCUGAGGGACGCAGUUCCAGGCCUGUAGGAGAGAGGCCCCAACCAGAGAGGGGGCUGGCCCUGGAUUCAGGCACACAACCACCACACAGGCAUGUGCCCACGCAUGCUUCGUGUGUUCAUCCUACACACACACCCUCCUGGGUCACAGAGACCUGCCACCACCACCACACACAUCUCAUGCUGCACACCCAGAGGCUGCUCACGUCUCUCACACCCAGUGUCGGUACACACCUGCCUCUCACAUGCUGCCCUUUUCCACCCACCCAGGGACACCCGACGGCUCCUCCCCGAUCCUACCCCCCUUUCCCCGGCCUCGAGGUGUCCUGCCUGGCGGGGCGUGUGAAUAUGCAAUGGGAGUCCCGGGCUGUACAAUGGCGAGUGUGUGUGCCAUGGUGUGCCCGUUCCUGGGGCUGGCCGGUACCCCAGCCUGGGGCCUGUCGUGUGAAGCUUGUGUCCUGACUCUGUCUUAAGUGCUUUGAAGCACUUACACUUGGCCUUAUGUACACAGCCUUGCCCGGCCGCCGGGGCACAUAGGGAUUUUAGCGGACGUGAAUGUAAAUAAAUUAUAUAUAUAUAUUGCUAA
Messenger RNA from Heterocephalus glaber (naked mole-rat), 3952 nucleotides. RefSeq names its product unc-5 netrin receptor A (gene Unc5a). Gene Ontology annotation, biological process: anterior/posterior axon guidance; netrin-activated signaling pathway. Lineage: Eukaryota; Metazoa; Chordata; Mammalia; Rodentia; Bathyergidae. Gene Ontology annotation, molecular function: netrin receptor activity; protein binding. Gene Ontology annotation, cellular component: membrane. The record is from RefSeq and is a predicted model, not a curated record.